Messenger RNA from Prorocentrum cordatum, 631 nucleotides. The record is from the annotation of a GenBank genome assembly. Lineage: Eukaryota; Dinophyceae; Prorocentrales; Prorocentraceae.
GGCCCCAUCAAGAAGAUCGAGACGGACUUCAAGGCGGCCUCCACGGCCGCGAGCAUCCCCGACGACUCUCACGAGAUCGACGGCAAGCAGAAGGAGCUAGACAUCCAGGAGGAGAAGCUGCAGGGCCAGCACAUCCUCGCCAUUGGCCUCGCGCAGAAGCCCGAGACGGACAUCAUGAAGUUCAUGGCGGACUCUCCCGGCGUGCCCACGUUUUCUGGGCGCGGCAGGUCUGCCAUCAUGAAGUGCUCCGAGGCGCUGGCCUUGGAUCCAGAUCACUUCGACACAUCUUUCAAGCCGCCCUCGGACAUCUACGACGGCUGCGAGCAGCAGGCGAUGAAGGACACGGCGAACCUGGAGAACCCUAGGUUCAACACGGGGGCCACCAGCACGAUGCCCUCGCGCAUGGUGGACAAUUUUGGCGUGCUCACAACCUUCGAGUACGACUGGUCCGCCACCACGGUGCGCAACAGCGAGCAGGCGGUCAAGGCUAACUCCAUGGGCAUCGGCAAGAACAAGGGGAUCCCGUUCGGGGGCAAGGCGAAGGGCAAGGGCUCCCGCCUCCUCGACACCUGAUCCGCCCUCCAGCGCCCCUCGGCGCUUUCACGGCCCUAGCUGCUUGCGACAGGCCUGA